AUGCUUCCCAGGGAUGACGCUCAGCGCCUGGUAGACCGAUACUUCGAUUUUGCUAUGCCAACCUACCGUUUUCUCCACAGACCUACUGUCCAGAAAUGGUUCAACGAGUUUUACGAUACGUUAGGUGUCAUGCGGGAUGCCCACAAUGCUCCAGCAAAGGUCGCUUUGCUCUUCAUGGUGUUUUCUCUGGCCAGAGUGUACAUGCCGGAUAAUGACAGGCCCGGCCCUUCGGACCUAAGGAAGAUCCCUGAACUGAAAAGACUAGCACCCGGUAUUAUCUGGCCGCCGAGCAUCAGCUCGCUAAAGAAAAGGGCUCCAUGUCCUGAGAUAUCCGGCGGUAUGGACCAGAUUGAAAUUGAAUGCCGCCGCCGAACCUUUUGGUCCUUGGGUAGACCUCGGUCAUUUCACGACGAGGAUAUCAACACAGAGCUCCCAGCGUGUGUCGAGGAUCAAGAUAUAACAGCCAGUCACAUUGAAUCACACACUGCUAUGAGCGGUCCAUCAACCAUGUUGGCUCCAUUAGCACAUAUGAAGCUUGCUCGGAUUAUCGGUAAGAUACUGCGCAACCUUUACUCCAUCCAGCCGGUAUCGGAAAGUCACCGGGCUGCUGCGGUCAAAACCAUCUCGAAGGACCUGACUGAAUGGCGAGCGGAAUUGGCGUGGUUCCUGGACGCCCAUCUUUUCAGCACAUCACUCCUCAUACCCAUAUUUCAGCGGCAACGCAAUGUCCUCAACCUCACAUACUGGCAGGCUAUAAUUCUCACUCAUCGGCCAUUUGUUCUACGCAACUUCGGUCGACUUUCGCAGCAAGAUCAGACUAAUUUUGCGUAUAAAACCCCGCAGAUUGAGGAAAGUGUGAAGCAGUGCCUAUAUGCUGCAAUGAAAACAGUGGAAAUAAUGGAUGACAUCUCGCAAAAUCGUCAGCUCCUUCGCGCCCUCUGGAUCACAUCAUACUUCGCCUUUAAUGCAACCGUCAUGCUCUACAUCUAUGUGAUACAAAAGCGAGCCUUCCCUCCAGAGGUCUACAGUAGCUAUCUCUCUGCCGCAACCCGCUGCCAGUCCCAUCUCUCAGGCAUUGCCGAAAAGGGCUCGCUAUCAGAGCGCUACUGUCUCGUCCUGGAGGAGCUACGGGAUGAAGCAACACGCCAGACAAGCAACUUGACAUCAUUUGCGAAUCGGUCGGAGGAGAUAUAUAAUCAAUCUCAGGAUCACCACGCGCUCUAUUCCGGUGGAGUCACUACAGCACAUAGACUCAGACCGCCAAAUAAUUCCACUGACACCACGGAGGGGACUGUAAUAGACCUCUUCAAUACUAUACCGGGGUUUUCUCUCGAUGAUUGUGCAGACUGGGGUCAAUUCACCACAAUGGUCUCCUCGGGCCUGGGGAACAUUGAUUUCUCCGUUAAUGAAGAUCUGUUCAGCCAAUGA
This is a messenger RNA of Aspergillus terreus NIH2624, 1428 nucleotides long. Its product is annotated as fungal specific transcription factor domain-containing protein. Gene Ontology annotation, cellular component: nucleus. The record is from RefSeq and is a predicted model, not a curated record. Bases 1 to 1428 code for a protein of 475 amino acids. Gene Ontology annotation, molecular function: zinc ion binding; sequence-specific DNA binding. Gene Ontology annotation, biological process: positive regulation of transcription by RNA polymerase II; DNA-templated transcription. Lineage: Eukaryota; Fungi; Ascomycota; Eurotiomycetes; Eurotiales; Aspergillaceae. The transcript is spliced from 6 exons.